CUGACCAGCGGAAAAAAAAACACAUGCACCUGCAUUUAUGAAUGAAUGAGCAUUACAAACGACAGGUCCAAAAAUACCAGAAGCACCCAGCUGAGAACAGAAGAGGAAAAGAGAGCAGCAGGAGCGGAAGUGACGUGAGGGUUUCGUCAGCUGUAUGUUGAUGUUUUGUGGUAACAGCAGAACGGAGGGACGGGAAGACGGUUUGUUUUUGUUCUAUUAUCCGCCGUUUUUACCGUCAAAAUCGCGUCGAAUUGAACUAAGAUCGCUCCGUUUCGAUAGGAGCGAGUAUACCGCGUAUAAAGACGCUCAGGUUGGACGUUAAAACGCGUUAAGAGUCGCUAAAACGGAGGAAGCGUCGCCCCUGAGCGGUCUCCAGCAUGACGAUCCUGCCGAAGAAGAAGCCGGGCUCAUCGGUCGGUGUGUCAGAUCACCCCGACGACCCUGACCGCCGGACCGGCUCCGACCCGCACCAGCACUCCCACCCCCACGGGGUCCGACCGGGUGCUAGGCCUAGGGCUUCCCCGCCGCCCUGGUCCAGAGAGGACAGACGGACUGAAUCCAGCGCCCGGCCGCAGCAGGCCUCUCCUCCGCCAGUGGGCGCCGGGUCUCCGGUGGGCCCGGGGGAUGCGGGAGGGAUGGCGUGCGUUUCCGGGGUUCGGGGAGAGCUGUCAGUGGGGGUGGGAUGUGGAGGGUGCUGCUCGGGACCGGGUUUGAGUAAGAGGAGGAGACAGGCGACCUGCUCCGGUGGGGUGGCCGGUGGAGGGACUGUACCGGGAGCAGCGGGUGGAGGAGGAGGGGGUCCGAGCCCCGAGCAGGAGGAAGGAGCCGGGUAUAACAGUGAGGAUGAGUAUGAGAAUGCUUCCAGACUACAGUCAGAGGACCCGGCGACAGUUGAACAGGAACACUGGUUUGAAAAAGCGCUCGGGGAAAAGAAAGGAUUCGUCAUCAAAAAAAUGAAAGAAGAUGGUGCCUGCCUCUUCAGAGCGGUUGCCGAUCAGGUUUACGGAGACCAAGAUAUGCACGAAGUCGUCCGCAAACAUUGCAUGGAUUACUUGAUGAAAAACGCAGACUACUUCUCGAACUAUGUGACAGAGGACUUCACUACAUACAUCAACAGAAAGAGGAAGAACAAUUGCCAUGGGAACCAUAUUGAGAUGCAAGCCAUGGCGGAAAUGUACAAUCGUCCAGUGGAGGUUUAUCAGUACGGCACAGAACCAAUCAACACGUUCCAUGGCAUCCAUCAAAAUAAUGAUGAACCAAUCAGAGUUAGUUACCACGGGAACAUUCACUACAACUCUGUGGUGAACCCCAACAAAGCCACGAUUGGAGUCGGGCUUGGACUUCCUGCCUUCAAACCAGGGUUUGCAGACCAGUCACUUAUGAAAAAUGCCAUUAAAACGUCAGAGGAAUCCUGGAUUGAGCAACAAAUGCUGGAGGACAAGAAGAGGGCCACAGAUUGGGAAGCCACCAAUGAAGCCAUAGAAGAGCAAGUGGCCAGAGAAUCUUACCUACAGUGGCUUCGAGACCAAGAGAAACAGGCGCGACAGCCUCGUAAAGCCAGCGCUACGUGCAGCUCUGCCACUGCUGCAGCUUCCAGUGGUUUGGAAGAAUGGAAUGCCCGGUCCCCGCGGCAACGAAGCUCCGCCCCCUCUCCGGAGAUUCCUGAUCCCUCGCACUCGGACACACCCGCUAAACCCCCCUCCCCGGCGGGAGCGGCCCUUGCACUAUCCAAACCCCCAUCGCCAUGUGCACCAGGUCCCAGUAACCAGGCUUGUGUUGGACCAGACAGGCCCACCUCAUCCUCUCUGGUGUCUCUGUAUCCAGCAUUGGGCUACCGGGCCAUUAUGCAAGAGAUGUCCCCUACUGCGUUUGGUUUAACAGACUGGGAAGAUGAUGAGAUAUUGGCCUCAGUCUUGGCUGUGUCACAACAGGAAUACCUCGAUAGCAUGAAGAAAAAUGCCACACAUAGAGAACCCUCCCCGGACAGCAGUUGAUAAAGGAGGGUUUGAAGGCACAAUCUGCAAGGAGGCAGAUACAUGGGGAUCAAACCAAUCACAUUCUCUCCAUCAUCAUGCAAUCCACCCUUUCCUUCUCCCUUCGAACACCCAUCCCUCUAUCCAUGCAUCACUAGCCCGAGCCAUCCAGUCAAAAUGGCCCGUUGUCGUGAUAAUCGCCUAACCACUCCUUUAUUUCUUACGCCAUUCACACCGCCAUUGGACUUCUUUAGGUGCAUGUGAAAAUAAACACGACUGAUAUCAUUAUAGAAUACACAGGAAAUUGAAAAUUAUUGAAAAAAAAAUGUCAUACUUUAUCCUCAUAAUAAUUGAUUAAUAUAAUCUUGUUUUAUUUUAUUUUAUUGUUUGGGAUGAAAAUGCUCUUUUUUUUUUUUUUCUUGGAAUAAAAAAAGGAGAACUUUCUGAAGAAAUGUCAGUCUGUCUUGCUGUAUUUUCUGUGCCAUGCAUAUCACAAACAAUAUGUAAUGUUGAAGAUUACAUAAACUCUACAAGCUAAAAGUUUGGACACACUUGAUUGAAACCUUUUAAACUAAAGGCUUAUGCGAUUAUAAAUUGUGCCAGAGUAUUGGUUGAGAAAAUGCCCAAAGCCUGCAGCAGACAGAGCUGUAAUUUAGGGAAAGGGUGACUACAUGAAAGGAGCCGGGUCAAGUUUCUUACAAAA
Messenger RNA from Myxocyprinus asiaticus (Chinese sucker), 2676 nucleotides. Its product is annotated as OTU domain-containing protein 5-A-like. Gene Ontology annotation, biological process: protein deubiquitination. Gene Ontology annotation, molecular function: cysteine-type deubiquitinase activity; K63-linked deubiquitinase activity. NCBI's taxonomy places the organism in Eukaryota, Metazoa, Chordata, Actinopteri, Cypriniformes, Catostomidae. The transcript has 9 exons. The coding region runs from base 378 to 1994 and encodes 538 amino acids. The record is from RefSeq and is a predicted model, not a curated record.